GCUUGGUCGGGUUGUUUCAUGUUGCGCAGGUUGGGGAGAUCGGGCAUAUCACUGCUGACUAGUUGGGGAUGGACUCUCCAACCGAAGUGGCCCGGCUGAAGAAGAAGAACGAGGAGCUGGCCCUCAUCCUGAAGAGCCAGACGGAUGAGUUGGCCAAGAUGUCAAAGAUGGCCGGGUCCUUAAAGGUGGAGAACACCCGGCUGAAGGAGGAGAAUGACCAGCUGCUGGAAGAGGUCUCCGAGGCCAAGAGGGAGAUGGCGGAGAAGGAAGAAAACUUCCCCGGGCGCGCAGCUGCCUGGGUGGAAGAGAACAAAGCCGACGCUGCCCGGGUGAUGACGGCGAUGCCAGAGGCCACCAUGGAGUCCUUCAGGUUCUUGUACCGAGAACCUAAAAGGAGGAAGAUGAUUACCGUGAUUGGGUCCUUCGGAUUCAAGAGCGGUCAGAAGAAAGACCAGGCUGCCUCUUAUAGGAUCCUGAAGAAAAGGGAUCCAGACUUCACCGCGGCUUCCUAUGGUCUGGCCCCCAUUCCAGAGGAAGAGCCUACUCCCCCCUUCCCCCUAAAUUAGGAUCUCCCCGGCUCCGACUGGUUGUUUUGUAACCUUGAAACUUUCUCAAUUUCCCCGGGUAUGCCCGGUGUAUCUGUAAACAUUUAACAUUCUCAUUUCGUUUGAAUGCCAUGUUUAUUUGUCCACCCGGUCUUUGUUUCUCCUUUGAAUGCUUUUUAUUUGAUAUCUACUUCUUUGAAUGCUUUUCUGCUCCUUUAACUUCUGCCGGUAGAACUUCAAUGUU
Cuscuta campestris is the source of this 789-nucleotide messenger RNA. The record is from the annotation of a GenBank genome assembly. Lineage: Eukaryota; Viridiplantae; Streptophyta; Magnoliopsida; Solanales; Convolvulaceae.